Messenger RNA from Diachasma alloeum, 3692 nucleotides. Its product is annotated as transcription factor IIIA. The record is from RefSeq and is a predicted model, not a curated record. The transcript has 6 exons. Bases 145 to 1455 code for a protein of 436 amino acids. NCBI's taxonomy places the organism in Eukaryota, Metazoa, Arthropoda, Insecta, Hymenoptera, Braconidae.
UAGUGUGCGUGUGUGAUGACUAAUGUGUUCAUUUGUCAAAAUAAUGUUUCUCUUCCCAUUUUCAAUGUCAGCAAUUCCUCAAGUGCAUUAAUGAUGGCUUAAUUGAUCCUUGACGAGGACAGGGAACUGAAGAGUUGAUGGGCGAUGGGGCACUUCCAGCAAGAAGAGCCAGAGGAGGAGGUUUCGACGGCUGAGGAUGAGAGGUUAUCCGAACCAGACGCUGAAUUGGAAAUUCCUAAGAAAAAAUCAGGGAGAUUGCAUAAAUGUAGUUAUGACGGAUGUAAUGCAAGUUAUAAUAAACCUUCGCAUCUUGAGAGGCAUCUUCGAAAUCACUUGGGGGAGAAACCUUGCAAGUGCAAUUUUCCGAAGUGCGACAAGGCUUACACAACACCCUUUAGAUUAAGGAAACAUCAAGCGACUCAUGAAAAUUUCUCUCGUCCAUUCAGCUUUACAGAAAAUUUGACCUCCGAGGUGGUGAACCCUCCGAAAAGACCAAAACGUAUCCAUAAAUGUACUUAUGAGGGAUGUGGAGCUACUUUUAAAAAGCGCGACAGGCUCGAGGGACACAUUAGACAGCACAAUGGCGAGAGACCUUUCAAAUGCACUGUUGAGAAUUGCGACAAGGCUUAUGCGACGAACUCCCAUUUGAAGAGACAUGUGUUGAGUCAUACGUCUGUUCCUACUACACUUAUCUGUGACAUCUGUUCACUGACUCUCAGCAAUCGUCAAAACCUAAUCAGACAUCACAAGAGAGUCCACACGAGUAACAGACUGUACUGUGAAGAAUGCGAUCAGACAUUUCGAAAGAAAACUAAUUUCGCUGAGCACAUGGCUCUCAUUCACAGCGACGAUUCGAUAACCUGUGAUAAGUGCCCUAGGAAGUUUAAAACAUCUUUUCUGCUGGCUAAACACUAUCGAACUCACAUGAAAUCUUAUCCCUGCGAUCGAACUGAUUGCAAGAAAGUAUUCACCAAGUUCAUUGAGUUGAGAAGGCACAAGCAGAAUGAUCAUGUAAAUGAAUACAAAUGCCCAGAAUGUGAAAAAACUUUUCUAUCCAGAUCCCAUGUUAAAUGUCACUUGCGUGUACACUCGAGCUCCUUAAUCCCCUGUCCCUAUGAGAUGUGUCACAAAACAUACAAUUAUGAGAAUAAUCUCGAUGCUCACAUACGUGCAACUCACUUGAAUAUUAAAGUUCACUGUGACAUUUGUAAACUUGGAUUUGCAAACAAGGCGAAUGUUAGAAAGCACAUUCAAGCCGUCCACAUGUGCAAAGUGAAGACUAAGACUGAGAGGAAGGUGAGGAAGAAGAGGAGAGAUGCUGGAAGGGUGAAGAAGAGUAUGGUUGGAAAAUUAUGUGGGCUUGAGCUACCAGCUAAGGAGGAGAGGGCCUUGCUCACACGAACGCCCAGAGUACGUUUGACAAGCGAUACUUUUUCAUCUCCUACUUUGAAAUGAAGAGAUGAAUAUUAACUAAUUAAGUCAUUUAUUCAGUUAUCAGUUGAUUCAUUCAUUUAUUGGUUAACGGAGACUAGGAAGAGUUUUAUCUAUCACGAGUUAUUGAAUCGAGGAUCUCUAUGUUUCUCCGGUAUUUCAUGUAUGCAAAAAUUGAUAGUGGGAUUAAAAAAUCCAUUGUUUAUUGUAGGGUAGUUGGGUAGAAGUCAAAAAUAACGUAAUCGAGAAAGUGGCCAAGUGCACUACAUUUUUGAGAGAAAACUUUUCUCUUUACCUUGAAUUUUUAAAAAAUGUGUAGAAAUACGAUUAUCAGCCCUUUAUUCAAUAUUAGAAAGAUUAAUUAGUGUAAAUGCCUCGAUACUUCAAUUUUGAAUUGUUCCCCACGUUUAGUUUUUAUUUUUUAAUAGAACAAGAAAUUCUACUAUUUAGGAGUCAAAUAUAAAAAAACCAACAAUAGUGGUAAUUUUUUUGCCUACUUUUUUGACAUUUUUGGCGAAAAGAAAAAGUUGACCAUUCUAAAAAAUAAGGGGGGUUUUCAAGAAAAAAUUAUUAAAAAUACUUUUUUUGCGUGAUUUUUCCCCAGGAAUCUGAUGUUGUCGGUCCAAAUUGUGUCCGGCCACUCAAAGUUAAGGAUUCAAAUUUUUUUUAAUCGAAAAGUCAACGUAACAAAAAUCCCUCACGUAUUUUUUUUACAGUUUUUUGAAUACGAUCACAAAUUUUUGAUGAUUAAUUAUAAAAACGCGGGAGAAGAUGCAUUUUAAAAUUUAUUCGUUCAUCAAAAGUUCUAUUAAUAUCUCAAAGAAAAAAAAAUUCUUGCCCGAAUAUUAUGUACAAACUUCAUUUAUUAAUGUUAACUCUAUGUUUAGUGGUUCUCAUACAUAUACCUAGUCUUUUUUUUGUACAGAUUCCAUUAAUUUUCCAUUCUCCUUAUGAAAUUUCAAUAAGGAAAUACUAGUUUUUAAUUUUUUUUCUCGAAAAACGAAAAAGUUUUUUUCUCGAGGUGAACCUCCCCCUUAAGUACACUGAACCUUUUUUUCAAUUAUAUUAUUUUAGACUAGCAUGGCUAACGAACAAUAAUCAAUCAGUUUUUCACACUAAUUAUCAGUUUUUGUAGCCGUGGGAUUUAGGGGAACCUACGGAGAACCUCACCUCAAUCAGUCGUAAUGUUCAAAUCUCACAAUAAUCUCCCCUUGAAGAUUAUUUAAUGACUUUAGAGAAAGAAAUGCACCUUGGGAUUAUUGUAGUGUAGAUAAUGUUUGAAACCUACUGGCAUAACAUACAAUAAAGUCAGUUGGAUAUUAUUGUACUGCAAAUAUGCUAUUCAAUACACAACGAUUAUCAUUCUUUUCAUGUCAGUUUGCUGACGAAAGUUUUGUUUUCUGGACUUUCCAAGCCAGAAUGGCAUAUAAUUUUUAUGGGUGAAAUUUGUUACUGCUCAAUUCGUCCAAACUCCUUCCCAAUUUCCAUUGAAUUAUUUUUUUCACGUAAUGCAACCAAAUUCCCUUUCAUUUAAACGUCCAAUUUUAUAUUCAUAAUUGUAUUAUUUUGACAACGCAUGAAGAUUACUUUUAGUUUAGGUAUUUAAUCACCCUUUGUGGAAAUAACUUUAUGUUCAUCGAGACUGAAAAUCCGUUUUAUUUGAAACUGAAAAGAAGUUCAAAGAUAAAAAGUUUAAUUCUCAAUAUUAAACUUUAAAAAGGAAUAAAUAUUUAUCUAUUGAAUGGCAUAUUUCCAGGAUCACUUAAUACAACUGUCCUUAUUUGAUCUCAAGCAAGAGAUUGCUAUCCAUUCAGUGCACUAUAAAAAAGUUGAAAUGAAUUCUUCCCAGGGAUAAAACGCAAUCAGAUUGUUCAAAAUUUGACAUUUUCACGCAUUUUCUUUUCGUUCCUGAAAGCGGUGAUUCUACGAGAACGUGUCAUAAGUCCUUUUUCGCAGCUUAUCAAUUUUCUAAAGAAAGGUUGACAUUGACAUUUUCUCCGGAGAUUACUCAUCGAAAUAAUUUCAUCGUAUUUGACAAGAAGUCAGAUUGUCACCUAAAUGUAACAGAGGAGGAAUCGAAUAUUUGACAUCAUUUAAUGUAUGGUAUAUACAAAAAGUUUUGUUUAUUUAUCGGUUAAAAAUCAAACAUUCUUUGUAUUACGACUCUCCUCAUUACAAUUACUAUAAUUGUUCAUACAAAAUGACAUAAUGUAUUAUACUGAUAUAUUGCAUAUAUUAUUAUUAAAAAAACUUCAGUAUAA